GCUCCACUUUUUCCAAUCCAAAAUGGCGGAAACCGGUGCAGGGUCACAAGUGCUAGGAGAGGAGGUUUCUUCGACUUAUAACCAGUCUCCGGAUCUCAGAAGCGUCCUGGUGACCAGCGUUCUGAAUUUAGAGAAGCUCGACAUCGACCUUUACCGAGGGAAGCAUCACUGGGUUCCUCGAACUCAACGCCUGUUUGGUGGUCAGAUUGUGGGUCAGGCUCUGGUGGCUGCUGCCAAAUCCGUCCACGAUGAUCUGUAUGCUCAUUCACUCCACUGUUACUUUGUUCGGGCAGGAGACCCCAAGGUUCCAGUGCUUUACCAGGUGGAACGGACUCGAGAUGGUCAAAGUUUUUGUGUGAGACUAGUGAAAGCCAUCCAGCAUGGUCAGCCCAUACUGAUAUGCCAGGCGUCCUUUCACAAGCUGCAGCCCAGUCCUUUAGAGCAUCAGUACACCAUGCCAAGUGUUCCCCCACCUGACGCCCUGCUCACCAUUGAGGAACUUAUCCAGCAGUACCUCAGUAACCCGAAUCUAGCUGAUAACACCAAGCAGGGGCUGAAUAAGAUCCUGGCUGAUGAAGUUCCCAUCGAGGUAAAGCCAGUGAAUCCAUCUGAUUUUUAUGGACGUCUUCCCAUGGAACCAAAGAAACUGUUCUGGGUACGAUCGAAAGGACAUAUAGGUGAGGCUGACAUGAAACUGCACUGCUGCGUUGCCGCAUACGUGUCUGACUACGCAUUCCUGGGCACCACAAUGCUGCCAUACCCCAAUUACAGAACUCAGUUCGUUGCCUCUCUCGAUCACACCAUGUGGUUCCAUAACAAAUUCCGAGCAGAUCAGUGGAUGCUGUAUGAAUGUGAAAGUCCAUGGGCAGGAGGAAGCAGAGGCUUGGUGCAAGGCCGCUUGUGGAGACAAGAUGGACUCCUGGCAGCUUCCUGUGCACAAGAAGGAGUCUUACGAGUGAAAGAUAUGACACGGAGUAACCUGUAGAUCAAUUUGUGUGCAGCAGUUGUAAUUCUUCAAGCUCUUUAAAUGCAUCUUUAGUACUUGGACUAAUGCACCCCUAGUAAAAAAAAGCCUUUCCCAACUGUUGGUUAGUAACCUAGUAACUAAGUGUAAGUAUCUAUCCAAUGACGGAAACUUUAAAGCACUUUUUGUAAGUCGCUCUGGAUAAGAGCGUCUGCCAAAUGCCUAAAUGUAAAUCUGUCCAGACUAAUCAUGUGCUUGCAGUGAUUAAUGGUAAUUAACAUAGAUUUGCACAACCACAAUGAGCUGUAAGGAUGGCUCACGAUGGACUGUUCGCAGGAUGCUGGCUGAAAACAUUAAGGCAUUGUGUGAUCAGUUUGUUGAAUGGAAAUGGGAGUGGUGUCUUUUGUGCCUGCGGCAUUGUUUUAGCAGUGACCUUUGACUGUCUAUCAAAAGAUUACGUGUCUGGUAAGACACGACCUGGAAUGAGCUGAUGAAGGUUUUAGUUUGUUUUAAUUUAUUUGUGUUCAAGUGUUAACUGAAUUUGUAAUUAAUUAGGUUUACUCUUGAGCAUUGUUGAUUAUUUUAGUCUAACUGCUCAGAAUACUAAAUAGUUGUUCCAUUUCCAGAUUCAUAUCACAAAUUUACAAGAUCGUGCUUGGUCUAACAUUCACAUUUCUAUAGUCACAGCUUACAAUUUCAAUAAUUAUCAAAAUGAGUCCGUUUUUCUGUGAGGAGACAGUUAACAUUUGUAGAAGGAGUCUUGAAUGUCAGAGCUUUGUUACACUAA
Clarias gariepinus (North African catfish) is the source of this 1751-nucleotide messenger RNA. RefSeq names its product acyl-CoA thioesterase 8 (gene acot8). Gene Ontology annotation, molecular function: fatty acyl-CoA hydrolase activity. Gene Ontology annotation, biological process: fatty acid catabolic process; acyl-CoA metabolic process. Gene Ontology annotation, cellular component: peroxisomal matrix. Bases 23 to 985 code for a protein of 320 amino acids. NCBI's taxonomy places the organism in Eukaryota, Metazoa, Chordata, Actinopteri, Siluriformes, Clariidae. The transcript is spliced from 6 exons. The record is from RefSeq and is a predicted model, not a curated record.